Messenger RNA from Aspergillus tanneri, 786 nucleotides. Its product is annotated as 2-deoxyribose-5-phosphate aldolase. The transcript has a single exon. Gene Ontology annotation, molecular function: deoxyribose-phosphate aldolase activity. The record is from RefSeq and is a predicted model, not a curated record. Lineage: Eukaryota; Fungi; Ascomycota; Eurotiomycetes; Eurotiales; Aspergillaceae. Gene Ontology annotation, cellular component: cytoplasm. The coding region runs from base 1 to 786 and encodes 261 amino acids. Gene Ontology annotation, biological process: deoxyribonucleotide catabolic process; carbohydrate catabolic process.
AUGUCCUCCAAUACCAUCACCGUCACCCUCAGCCAACUGGCCAAAAUGAUCGAUCAUUCUUUACUACAUCCCACUAUGACCGACGCCGAUAUCACAGACGGUCUGCGAAUCGCUCGCACAAACAACGUGGCUACCGCCUGUGUAAAACCAUAUUUAAUUCCCCUGGCUAAAAAGGAACUCACUGGCAGCGACGUGCUCGUCUGUCCGGUGAUCGGGUUUCCACAUGGCAAUAGCACAACGGAAAUCAAGGUCAUGGAAGCCACCGCUGCUGCAAAGCAAGGCGGAAAGGAGAUUGAUAUGGUUGUGAAUGUGGGUAAAGUCCUUGGAGGUGAUUGGGACUAUGUCACGGAGGAAAUUCGACAGAUUAAUGAGGCGGUUACGGACCACGGAGCCAUUCUCAAAGUCAUCUUUGAAAAUGAUUAUCUCCAAGAAGAACACAUUGUGCGUCUGUGUGAGAUCUGUACGCAACUGGGAGUUGCCUUUGUCAAGACGUCGACUGGAUAUGGGUUUGUAAAGCAGAAUGAUGGGUCAUACAAUUACCGCGGUGCAACGGUUAAGCAUCUCAAGCUAAUGAGGGAAAACUCGGGGCCAAACGUGCAAAUUAAAGCCGCUGGUGGUGUGAGGACUUUAGAUGAUCUAUUACAUGUUAUGAAACUGGGUGUUACUCGUAUCGGUGCCACAGCUACAGUGGCAAUUCUGGAGGAGGCGAGGAAGCGUGGAAUUGGCAAUGAGCCGACUAAGGUGUCGUUCAAACCCAUGAGUGAAGAAGGUCUGGGGGGAUAUUGA